Syzygium oleosum is the source of this 2680-nucleotide messenger RNA. RefSeq names its product aspartyl protease family protein 2-like. The transcript is spliced from 2 exons. Gene Ontology annotation, molecular function: aspartic-type endopeptidase activity. Gene Ontology annotation, biological process: proteolysis. Bases 225 to 2012 code for a protein of 595 amino acids. The record is from RefSeq and is a predicted model, not a curated record. NCBI's taxonomy places the organism in Eukaryota, Viridiplantae, Streptophyta, Magnoliopsida, Myrtales, Myrtaceae.
UCAAAGUCUUUACCGUCGAUUCAACCCCCCCAACUCUUUCUUUUUCUCGCCUCUUCGUCCCUUAAAUACAUUCCCAUCUCUCUUUUCCCUUUUCAGCUCUUGGUUUUACAGCGAUUUUCUGCGCUUUGUCUCCCUCACCCUUCAUUCGUCCUUCGAACCCCUCCCUGAAUCGGCUGUUUUCCACUUAAUUUCGUGAGAGAUCUUUGGAGGAAGAGGUCAACGCUAUGGCAUCCGAAGUUUCGUCCUCGCUGUUAUUCUUUCUGGUGAUAAUCGCUUGCUUCUGUCGAUCAAUCUCUGAGAUACAUGGCCACCAGAGCCUCAAUUCAAAUGUCUCCACGCUCGCCGGGAUCGAAUUGCCCAGUCACAUGAGCUUCAAUGCCGGGUCCACUUCAGCGAGCUCUGGUUGCAGCCUCUCGACCUCUGAGAAGCCCAAAGACACGGAGUCGUCCUCGGCCUUUACACAGGCUUUGACCGCUGAAGAAGAAGAAGAAGACGAUGAUUGUGAUCAUGGUGGGGAGAGGGGAGAAAUGGACGGCGAUCGAGCUUCUUCUGCACGGGCCGAGUCGGAGCCGCCGCAACACCGAGAGACGGUCAAGCUCCACCUGAAGCACCGGCCGAGGGGGGACGGCCGCGGGAUGAAGCCGCGAGAGUCCGCGGAGGAGUUCAAGAUCGGGGACUUGAGCAGAAUUCACACCCUGCACAGGAGGGUCACAGAGAAGAAGAACCAGAACACCAUGAUGAGGCUGAAGAAGGACAAGGCCGCGACGACGCAGAGGCGGCCGAGGAAGGUCGUUGCCGAUGUGGCCGACCCAUCGCCCGCGCCCGCGCCGUCCCUGGAGGCCUACGCAGGCGGGCUCUCAGGCCGGUUAAUGGCAACUCUGGCGUCCGGCGUGAGUCAGGGCUCCGGUGAGUACUUCAUGGACGUGUUCAUCGGCACUCCUCCUCAACACUUCUCGUUGAUUCUGGACACCGGCAGUGACCUCAAUUGGAUCCAAUGCGUCCCCUGCUACGCCUGCUUCGUGCAGAACGGGCCGCAUUAUGAUCCCAGCGACUCCACUUCCUUCCGCAACAUAAGCUGCCGCGACCCCCGGUGCCAUCUGGUCUCCUCACCGGACCCUCCGCUGCCGUGCAACUCUGAUUCCCAGACCUGCCCUUACUUCUAUUGGUACGGCGACAGUUCGAACACGACCGGCGACUUCGCGCUCGAGACUUUCACGGUCAAUCUCACUUCGCCUGCGGGGAAGUCCGAGUACCGUAAGGUGGAGGACGUGAUGUUCGGGUGCGGCCACUGGAACCGGGGGCUCUUCCACGGGGCAGCGGGGCUGCUCGGUCUUGGGCGGGGCCCGCUCUCCUUCUCCUCGCAGCUCCGGUCCCUCUAUGGCCACUCCUUCUCCUACUGCCUUGUGGACCGGAACAGUGACACGAGCGUGAGCAGUAAGCUCAUCUUCGGCGAGGACCGGGGCCUCCUAAGCCACCCCAAUCUGAACUACACUUCCUUUGUCGGCGGCCAAAAUAAUCCGGCCGAUACAUUUUACUAUGUCCAGAUCAAAUCGAUAGUCGUCGGAGGUGAAAUCCUGAAGAUCCCCGAAGAGACAUGGGCUUUAGGAACAGACGGCUCAGGUGGCACAAUCAUCGACUCCGGCACAACGCUCAGCUACUUUGCAGAUCCUGCCUAUGAUGUGAUCAAACAGGCAUUCCUGGACAAGGUCAAAGGUUACCCUCUGGUCCAGGACAUUGAGAUCCUGCACCCUUGUUACAACAUCUCGGGGGUCGAGAAGGUGGAAUUCCCCGAGUUCGGGAUCGUGUUUUCCGACGGGGCCGUGUGGAACUUCCCCGUCGAGAACUACUUCAUCCCGCUGGUGCCGGGCGAGCUGGUGUGCCUGGCGAUCCUGGGGACCCCCCGGUCCGCGCUCUCGAUCAUCGGGAACUACCAGCAGCAGAACUUCCACAUCCUGUACGACACCAAGAAGUCGCGGCUCGGGUACGCGCCCAUGCGGUGCGCCGAGGUCUGAAACCCCUCGAAAAGCCCCCAAAAAUUUCCGGGUUUGAUCAGGAGAGGGAGGGAGGGGGGAGGGUGAUGUUGUAAACACUGGGUGGUAUAGGGAGGUGGGGAAACGAAAAUUUUUCAUUCUUAUUGUUACAGCAAAGUGUAAAAAUACUUCGGGAUUAGAUUCAUUCCAUUCCAUCCUUUUCCCCGGAGUUCCGGGUUAGCAUCGCAACUACGUACGCCGCACCGGUAAAGAGGGGAUAUUCCAGAUUCCGAGCCGCCGCCACCGGAUUAAACCGCCGAUGACUCUGCCCUUUUGCCCUCUUAAAUUUGCUGUCUUUUUUUACUGCAGAUAGCUGGUUGAUUGAAUACACAAAAUCUCAUUUUGCAGCAGCAAAGAACCAUCUGUUCAUACUUUCAUUCUUUCCACAGUUGCGUGAUUUUUCCAAGUUGGUGUCCUGUUCCUUCGAUUCAGAUUUCGUUGUUUUGUCUUUGAUCUCUUCGAGGGGCUCUGAUGAAGCAGCGCAUGCCAACAAAGAAUAGUCAACGGACAGGCGUGUCCUCCUCCCGCACUCCUUUAAAAACAAAUGAACUGGUCAACGGUUAGGUUGCCACUUCACUUUCUAUCAAAUAAAAAAUGAUUGUUAUACCUUUUUUUCUCAAAUUUUUUCUUAACGAAUUAUUAUUAGACUA